AGAGACAAACAAGUUAACUGAACUGCCUGACAAGAUUUUUCGCAACACGACGAUGCUUACAACACUAGGGCUUGGCUACAACCAGAUCUCCAAUCUUCACCCUGAUACGUUCAAGUACAUGUCCAGUUUGAACAAUUUAUAUUUAAGUGGCAACAGACUAACGAAUCUAUCAGGAACAUUGUUUCAUAACAACACCAAACUGGGCUACCUAUCAUUUGAGAACAAUCUCUUGGAGGUAGUCCCUGUGAAUCUCUUACAGGAGUUAAAAAAUCUGAAAAUACUUGGGUUUGCUAGAAACAAACUACGAAGUCUGCCUGAUGGGAUCUUUAGAAAUACCAGGAACCUUGAAACCCUUUUUUUAGGUAUGAAUAAUUUGUCAAGUGUUCAUAUCAAAAAUCUUGGACAAGUGAAAUACUUAAUGCUUCAUCAGAACAGUAUCACAUCCAAGUCGCUGAGUCGUGCAGUCUUGUACGCACUACCAAAACUAAAUGCUCUCUGGGCAUCAUACAACAACAUCGAAAACAUCCAAGAUUACACCUUCAUGAACAAUAGAAAAUUAUAUCAUCUCCUGCUGAAUAACAAUAGACUGAAACGCAUUACGAGUGGAACGUUUAAUUGGGCAUUCGUUUUAGAAAUACUGUUUCUUUCAGAUAAUCCAAUAGAAUACAUCGCCGAUGGAGCUUUCCUUAGGAAUUUCAUGCUCAAAAAUCUGUACCUAUUGCAAACCAAGAUCAAAAACCUUAACGUGAAAUGGUUUAGUCCAUUCGUGUACAGAAUUAGAACAGCAAUACAAAUAUAUCCAACCGAAAAUGCCGAGACAAUAAAAAUGUUAGACCUGAGUAGCGAUUUGAUGGCUGGGUACAGCAGCACUGGAUUCCAAUGCAAUAAUGAGGGAAGAUACAUAUAUUGUAAACCUUGUUUAUCCGGGAGUUACAUCACCUACAAUGCUACAAUACAAGAGUUUCUUUGCAUUUCUUGUCCAGCAGGUGGGUUUUACCAAGACGCACUUGCAUUCUAUGGCGAACGAGCGUAUGGUAAUGGAUGCCAGAUGUGCGACAACGGGACGUUUGUAAGAACAGCACCAGGAAGAAGAAAAGAAGACUGUAAACCAUGCCCUGAGGGAACAAAAAAUGAUGGGUUUGCAGGCUUCAGAGCCUGURGAUGCCAAGACGAGUUUUAUCGUCUCGAUCGCUUUGACAAGUGCUACCCUUGUCCUGACUCUGGCGUCAGGUGUUUUAACGAGUCGAUGACCCUGGAGGCUGGGUACUACUGGCAAUGGAUUUCCAAGUCAGAGAAAGAUUACUACAUCAACUUUACCAAUAACCUACAAAUCUUCGACGACAGCUAUGAUAGAGACCUUGUUCAGUUUAAUGGAUCUUUCCCCAAACAUUACCAAUGUCCACGAUCAGAGUCAUGCCUUGGAGGACUGGACGCUGAAUGUGCUGAGGGUUACACAGGUCCCUUGUGUGCUGUAUGUGACAAGAAACAUUACCAGCUCAUUGCAACGUGUUUCMAGUGUCCAGCUGUACACUGGCUUAUUUUUCAGAUUUGUGCAAUCUUAUUGGUUGUUGUGAUAAUCAUUUACGUGGUCUUCAAAGGAAAGCAGCGCAAAGCAGGAGCUAAGCGCUCCCUUACCGACAUCAUCCUUGCUCGUCUCAAGAUCAUUGUAUCCUUCUAUCAAAUCUCUUCUGGUACACUCGACGCAUUCUCGUAUGUUCAGUGGCCAAGUGCCUUGACCAAGAUGAGUGAGUACGCCAAAUUCGUUCAGCUGAACAUCCUGCAAAUUGCACCUCUACAUUGUUUCAAUUCUCGUCUUAAGAUGGAUGCGUACGCAGAUCUUGUAAUCACGUGUUCCAUGACUGCUGGUGUCAUUCUUGUAGCUUUGGCCUAUUACCACCUGAAGCGUGUUUAUCUUAGCAAAAGGGCUGGAAAAUCGUCCAUUCAAACUGACCUAGACGCUACUAAAGAGGCUUGCUACCGAAACGUUUUUCUGUUCAUUUUCGUAACUUACCCACAGACAUGUUCAAAGAUAUUCCAAAUGCUCCCUGCAUCUUGCCACAAAAUCUGCCAAGACAGCAGCGAACAACAGUGUUCCUCCUACUUAAAGGCCGACUACUCCAUAACUUGCUUUACUGACAAAUACAACCAGUAUGUGAUCCUGGCUUAUGCUGCAUUGAUCUACCCCUUUGCUGUUCCAUUACUAACGGUAGCAGUUCUGUGGAAAUAUCACCACAAGAAGACUUUGCUAGAAGCUGCAAAUGUUGCCUCGAGGGAUGAAAAGUUGGUAAGUAACACAAAAGAGUCGGAAAAGCGUACUAAAUCAGUAGAUGAAAUAAAACAAGUGAUCAAAACAGAUACUAAGAAGUGUCAGAACACAAAUAUUUCAAGAAAAGAAAAUCAUGUAAUCAAGAAAGGAGACGAACAUCUAGAGGUGAUAUCUGAAGAACAAGACACGAUUGCUGUUGCCAACGAAACUGCGUCACCAAAAAAGACACCCAACUCAAGACAUGUCCACUUCAUGGUUGGUGAGGUAAAACAUGACCAGUUACAGACAGUUGGAAAUUAUUCAGACGAGAACAAAAUGUCCAGAAAUGAGAAGCCGCCAAGACGUCCACGACUUUCUCUAUCAAAAGCUGUCCGUGCAAUAUCUGAGACAAAGAAAGUCUUCAGUAACCAAAAGGGGUCCACAAACGAAAAGAAAGGCAGGCGACUUGGAAGAUCUGUUGUAGCAACUGUCCCAAUUGUCGCAGGAAUGAGUUUCAUAUUUGAAAACUACGCAGAUAAUUGUUGGUUCUGGGAAACUAUUGAGAUGACCAGAAAGCUGUUGCUGACGUCUUCUUUGGCUUUGAUUGGUGCAGAAGGACGAAACUCUCUUGGAGUUGCUUCAAUGCUUUCAGGCUGCUAUGCCAUCCUUCACGCUCACUUUAUGCCGAUUCCCGACAAGUUCGAGCAUACUCUUCAGUUAACAUCACUUCUGGUAACAUUUGCUAACACGUGUAUUGGGAUGAUGCUCAAGAUAGACCAAGGUGCCUUGCUGGAUGCUGAUGCUAAGAUCAUGGAUUCCUUGAUCAUCACAGUACUCUUAGUGACUUCUAAUGUCAUGGUUACUGCUCUCGUUGUCGUAAAAUAUUCGGUGGCAGUUGGUCAAAGUAUAUAUUAUCUCAUCAAGAAUCCUCGUUGUUCUCUGUCUUGCUGUCUGUCAAUCAUGCUGACUAUUGAUGAGGUACAAAGUGAAGCACGAAGCAUGGACGCUAACAGCGGAUGGAGGACAAAAAGCAUUGCCAAACCCAGCUGUGAACUUUCAGAAGCCGGUCUUGGGGAUGUUGCAGGAGAAUAUGGUUUAACUGAAGUUGAUAUGGAUGAUGGGGGUGAAAGUAAUGAAGAGCAGGAAGGAGAUGAAGAGGAGAAGAUCAAUGACGAAGAUGAACGACAAGAAAAAAAUAAUUCAUCCAAACUGUUUAAAAAGGCUAUUCGCAUCAACCUUGGAGGUCUAAAGACCAAAAGGUUGUGAAUACUUGAUCGACAGAGCAGAAAGGAACAAGUAUUUUAAAUUAUUUCCAGCCAUUUUUCUCCCUCCAUAAUUUUUUCAGCUAUUUCUCUCUCCCCAAAAAUUGACAAACUUCAGCAAAAUGUUAAUUAAAUUGAACUGGAUAAUAAUUUUUUUCUCACUUGUCAUGUUGGCUCCCCCUUCUCCCUAAAUUUUCUGAUUUGUUUUCUUUCUCCCUGUUCUUCUCAGCUCUUAAUAUAAUUGAAUUCAUAAUCUUUUUGAAUAUUGUCUUAUUUAGCUGUAGUGCAAAAACUACUUGAUUUUUUUUGGAUGUCAUACCCUUUGUAACGAGGGUUUUUCAGAUGUCAUACCCUUUGUAACAAGUGUUUGUAAAUAUUUUGAAAUGGGACCCUGAAGCACUGAACUGCUUCAAAAACUUAGGUAUAAUUCACAAACCUUUGGUUGAAUUACAGCUACCAUACAUGUCGCAAACAUAGAGAUUUCUACUUUGAUAGAUGUUUGUACAUCAAUAUUAUGCACAGUGAGGUUUGUACAUCACUGUCAUGCUCAGUGAGUCCAAAAAAGGCUCCCAAAAAUUGAAGACAGCAUGACCAACUCAAGACAGGGGCACUACUCGGCGAUAUUUUGUGGGUCAUCCAUGAUCUUAUGUGAGACUGAGCUUGAUGAGGAUCUAUGCCUGGAUGUACCUUUAUCUAUGAUAAAGUCAUCCUCAUUAGCAUUGAUUAGUAUUCCUUAUAUAAAGAAAACUAAUGAAGAGGUAUUUAGGGGGUUUAAGAUCCAUGCAUGUGACAGGUAUGGUCGCUUCAAUUGGUUCAAAGGGUCUUUAAUUAUUCAUGAAUUUUUGAAAGCAAUAUAAAAUCGCUGCUUAUGUCAUACUGUGAUAAAAACAGUAUGAGCCAUAGAGCACUCGAAAAGCAAGAGAACACUCAGCUAUACCUCAUGUUCCUAAGCUUGUUUUGUGCUCCACAGCUCCCAGCAUGCUACGUAUGUCACAGUACAGAGACAUGUGCGCUCAUCUUAUAUUCCUUAAUUCUACAGUAUGUUAGAAAAAAAUAGCUUUUGCCCUAUAGACUUUUCUAUAGUUGGCCUGUGUUGUCUUUUGCUGUUACUAUAAUGCACCACAGUGCUUUAAAGCUCCCUGGGUCCAAAAUUCUGUUACUAGCAUGUCUUGGGAGUUGAACCACAGAAUAGCUUACCAGAAUCAGAGGAAUGAGAGAAUUCUGGAUUCCUGGGAAUCCCAGAUUCAAAAUAACUUAGAUGGCCAUAUGCAUAGACAUAUUGGUAGACUAUUCCAAAUAUUAUCUGCAUAUUCUAAAUAUACUUGUUUGCUAGUGCUAGCAUACUAGCUGAAGGGGAAAUAAAGUCUUUGCUUGGUAUUCAUUUGCUAGGGUUUGGGGCAGUUUGCUUAAACCAAAAAAGUAGCGAGCUUGAGAUAUAAAUAUAUCUUGAAAAAUAAUUAUAGCUUAUUUGAUUUGCGGAUCUAUUAAAAUGUUAAAAACAUUA
This is a messenger RNA of Actinia tenebrosa (Australian red waratah sea anemone), 5011 nucleotides long. RefSeq lists its product as uncharacterized. NCBI's taxonomy places the organism in Eukaryota, Metazoa, Cnidaria, Anthozoa, Actiniaria, Actiniidae. Gene Ontology annotation, molecular function: protein binding. The record is from RefSeq and is a predicted model, not a curated record.